This is a messenger RNA of Lizanozyma spartinae, 1362 nucleotides long. RefSeq names its product Fth1p (gene FTH1). Lineage: Eukaryota; Fungi; Ascomycota; Pichiomycetes; Serinales; Debaryomycetaceae. Gene Ontology annotation, cellular component: plasma membrane; fungal-type vacuole membrane; high-affinity iron permease complex. The transcript has a single exon. The coding region runs from base 1 to 1362 and encodes 453 amino acids. Gene Ontology annotation, biological process: iron ion transmembrane transport. The record is from RefSeq and is a predicted model, not a curated record. Gene Ontology annotation, molecular function: ferrous iron transmembrane transporter activity.
AUGGUUGACGGGUUCACACGGUACUUUUCUUUGGAGGCAUUCAUCGUUGUGCUUCGGGAGACGAUCGAGCUGGCGAUUAUUAUAAGUGUCUUGUUAGCCUUUGUGCAUCAGACAUUUGACUCGGAAAGCAACAAGGAUGACGGUGAUAAAAUAGCUUCAAACUUUAUCUUACAGGAGGAAGGACUAGAGGUUAUUCCUGAUGGAACGGGAACCGGAACCGGCAGUAAUAAUGGUCUGGAACUGUCACCUGAAUCACCUGAACCAUCUGAUUCCCUAGCAUUCACAGAUUAUUCCAAAAGACACCUUAUCAUUCAGAUCUGGUUGGGAGGCUUACUUGGACUCGUUUCAUGCUUUGCCAUAGGAGGUAUAGUCUUGACUGUAUUUUAUGUUCUUGGACGCGACUUCUGGAGCCUGGCCGAGAAGUAUUGGGAGGGAGUGUUCUCCAUAGUUGCCAGUGUUAUCAUCUCCAUAAUGGGCAUUAAGUUGUGUCGCAUCAAUAAGAUGCAACGUAAGUGGAAACAUAAAUUGGCAUUACUAAUUUCCCGUCGUCGGGUAGCAUCUAGGGAUGCUAAUAGCUUAUAUGGUAGUUUGCAAGUUAACCAACUGAAACCUAAAGGCAAUUGGUUCACUCAAACAUUUGAAAAGUUGAAUGACAAAUAUGCCAUGUUCUUCUUACCCUUCAUAACGACCUUAAGAGAGGGAAUGGAAGCCGUUGUAUUCUUGGGAGGAAUCGGUGCCAAUGAGAACAACACUCCCUUAGGGAUGAUCAAUGCUUCCAUAGCGGCAUUGAUCUGUGGGAUAGUUGUGGGUAUUAUUUUGUAUCGUAGUGGAAGUUCGAUGUCUUUGAGUGUAUUUCUUGUGGCCUCUACCUGCUUUUUGUAUUUGGUAGCAGCUGGCUUGUUUUCCAAAGGAGUUUGGAAUUUUGAGUUACAGCGAUUUAUUGAUAAAUGUGAUGGCUUUGACGUUACGGAAACUGGUCAUGGUCCCGGAUCAUACGAUAUCAGUGUUAGUGUGUGGCACGUUAAUUGUUGUAAUGGAGAACUUAAAUCAGAUGGGGUAUGGUGGAUGUUAUUCACAGCCAUCUUUGGGUGGACAAACUCCGCUACAUAUGGCAGUGUCAUCAGCUACAUAUUGUAUUGGGCGGUAAUUGUUACAAUAUUUCAAUGUCUUAUGUACAAGGAUACGCAUGGAGUAUUUCCUUGGAAGAGUAUUACUAAUACCCAAAGGUAUGAACCUUUAGAUUCUGAGAAUGAGAACCGCCUGGAAUUGGAAUCAACACCAGCUUCUACACCGCUAAGAAGUAGUAGUGAUUCUAGGCGUUCAGUGGAUUCCAAUGUCCCAAUGCUCCAAGGGCAAAGCUAA